ACUCUUAAAUUAAGUGGACCCCCACUGUCAGACGACACUGCCAUCCACAGAGCCAUGAUGCUAACGUUGCUAAAAGCUAGCUUACCGGCAGUUUGGUCCUGCCUCCGUGGGGGUGGGACCUACCGAGCUAGCUAACGGGGAAGAGAGAGCUGUGUUUAUCUGCCGCUGUCGUUCAUCUCCUCUGCUGCGGGUUAUCUCACUUUUAAGACCGAGAGGGAUCUCAACACAUUAACUGAACCUCAAAGUAAUCAGGAUGUCCAAGGAGCAGCAGGCAGUGGCUCGUGCCAGAAAAGCCUUUGAAACAGGCAGGUCCAAAUCUUUAGAGCACCGGAUCCGCCAGCUGAAGAACCUGCAGCGGUUGUUCAUUGAGAAACAGAGUGUGAUCUCAGAUGCCAUCAAGAAAGACCUCAAUAAGAGCGUGGUAGGGACCCAGCUGUACGAGACUCUAGGUCUGGAGGGUGAGAUCGGCCUGGCCAUUAAGAAACUGAAGGAGUGGGCGGCCCCUCGACCUGUGGAGAAGAACCUGAUGACCAUCUCAGACACUGUUUACAUCAAGCCGGAGCCUCUGGGAGUGGUCCUUAUCAUCGGGGCCUGGAACUACCCCUGGGCUGUCACCAUCCAACCGCUCAUAGGAGCCAUCGCCGCUGGUAAUGCAGCUGUGGUCAAGCCCUCAGAGGUCUGUGUCCACACCGCAAAGGUCAUGGAGGACCUGCUGCCGCUUUACAUUGACAAAGAGCUUUACCCCGUAGUAACUGGAGGAGUGUCAGAGACCCAGGAGCUGUUGCGUCAGAGGUUUGAUCACAUCUUCUACACCGGCAACAGCGUGGUGGGCAAACUGAUCAUGGAGGCUGCUGCCAAACACCUCACACCUGUCACCCUGGAGCUGGGCGGCAAGAGCCCCUGCUACAUUGACAAGAACUGUGACAUAACCAUAGCCUGCAGGCGUGUUGCUUGGGGAAAGUACACAAACUGUGGUCAGACUUGCAUCGCCCCCGACUACAUCCUGUGUGAGCCCAGCAUCCAGGACCAGGUCAUCGAAGAGGUUAAAAAGGCCAUAAAGGAGUUCUACACAGACAACCCAAAGACCUGCCCUGACUACGGACGCAUCAUCAACCAGCGCCACUUCAAGAGGAUAAUCAGCAUGUUGGAAGACAGCACCAUUGCUGUAGGCGGAGACAACAACGAGUCAGACUGCUACAUAGCCCCCACAGUGUUGCGGGAUGUGAAGCCAGAGGCGAAGGUGAUGCAGGAGGAGAUAUUUGGACCUCUGCUUCCCAUCUUGUCAGUCAGCAGCCUGGACGAAGCAAUCAAGUUUAUCAAUAAAGGAGAAAAACCUCUGGCUCUCUACGUCUUCUCAUCAGAUAAGCAGGUGAUAACGAGAAUGGCAGAUGAUACCUCCAGUGGAGGACUGCUGGCCAACGACUGUCUCGUGCACUUUUCUGUGAGCUCUUUGCCUUUUGGAGGAGUGGGAAACAGUGGUAUGGGCUGCUACCAUGGCAAGUACAGCUUUGACCAGCUGAGCCACCUGCGUGGUUGUCUCAUCAAGCAGCUGAAAAUGGAGGGCGUGAACAGCAUGCGAUACCCGCCUCACACAACCAAAAAACUGGGCUGGGCUCGCUUCUUCAUCCUGCAGACUGUAGACCUGGGCUGGGUUGGGCGGAUGGCGCUCUUAGCCAUCCUGGCUGUGGUGGCUGCUGUUGUGCUGCAGAAUUAUUUUCUUUAAAGACAUCCCACUGCUUCCCAGACAACAAGUGUGUUGUUUCCUCAGCCUUUAGGACCAGAGAGAAGAAAAGAACAACAUGAAUGGGACACUAUUUAUGUAUAAUCAGAUCAGCAUCUGCACGGGAACACAUUAAUACAGUGAAUGUUUAGUGUUCGGCCUUAAUUCAUUUUACAUUGUUUUAACACUGUCAGAAAUUUCACAUAGCACACUGUAGCAAGCAUCAUAUUUUCAUGAAGGUAAUUAUUUAUUCCAAUGUUUAGUUCUUACAUUUGUGUUCAGCAUUACUACAUUCCAUUUUAA
Messenger RNA from Etheostoma cragini (Arkansas darter), 2023 nucleotides. RefSeq names its product aldehyde dehydrogenase 3 family, member A2b (gene aldh3a2b). The coding region runs from base 254 to 1723 and encodes 489 amino acids. Gene Ontology annotation, biological process: aldehyde metabolic process. The record is from RefSeq and is a predicted model, not a curated record. NCBI's taxonomy places the organism in Eukaryota, Metazoa, Chordata, Actinopteri, Perciformes, Percidae. The transcript has 11 exons. Gene Ontology annotation, molecular function: aldehyde dehydrogenase (NAD+) activity. Gene Ontology annotation, cellular component: cytoplasm.